Acomys russatus (golden spiny mouse) is the source of this 2568-nucleotide messenger RNA. It is a transcript of the gene Pros1, whose product is annotated as protein S. Gene Ontology annotation, molecular function: calcium ion binding. NCBI's taxonomy places the organism in Eukaryota, Metazoa, Chordata, Mammalia, Rodentia, Muridae. The transcript is spliced from 15 exons. Gene Ontology annotation, cellular component: extracellular region. The record is from RefSeq and is a predicted model, not a curated record. The coding region runs from base 121 to 2148 and encodes 675 amino acids.
GCGCUCGGGCUGGGCCGCGGCAGUGCUGGGAGAGCUGAGUCUAGGCUCGCAGCUCCCCUUGGCAGAGCGUCCGCUCCGUCCCCGCUGCGCCUGCUGUCACCUCCCGCCGCCUGCUCAGCAAUGAGGGUCCUGAGCGCGCGCUGUCGGGUGCUACUGGCCUGCCUCGCCCUGGUGCUGCCAGUCUCAGAGACAAACUUUCUGUCGAAGGAACGUGCUUCACAAGUCCUGGUGAGGAAGCGCCGUGCAAAUACCUUGAUUGAAGAAACUAAAAAGGGCAACCUUGAGAGAGAAUGCAUUGAAGAGCUCUGCAAUAGAGAGGAAGCCAGAGAGGUCUUUGAAAAUAAUCCUGAAACGGAUUAUUUUUAUCCAAAAUAUCUAGGUUGUCUGGGUGCAUUCCGUGCUGGAGCAUUCAGCGCCGCGCGUCAGUCAGUUAAUGCCUACCCUGACCUCAGGAGCUGUGUCAAUGCCAUCCCAGACCAAUGUGACCCCAUGCCAUGCAAUGAAGAUGGGUAUCUGACCUGCAAAGAUGGCCAAGCUGCUUUCACGUGCAUCUGUAAACUAGGCUGGCAAGGAGACAAGUGUCAGUUUGAUGUAAAUGAAUGUAAAGAUCCCUCAAAUGAAAAUGGAGGCUGUAGCCAGAUUUGCAACAACACUCCUGGAAGUUACCACUGCUCCUGUAGAAUUGGCUUUGCGAUGCUUUCAAAUAAAAAAGACUGCAAAGAUGUGGAUGAGUGCCUCCUAAAGCCGAGUGUUUGUGGCACAGCCGUGUGCAAGAACAUUCCAGGAGACUUUGAAUGCGAAUGUCCUGAUGGCUACAAAUAUGAUCCCUCAUCAAACUCUUGUGAAGAUGUGGAUGAGUGCUCUGAGAACAUGUGUGCCCAGCUGUGCGUCAACUACCCUGGAGGCUACUCUUGUUACUGUGAUGGGAAGAAAGGAUUCAAACUUGCCCAAGAUCAGAAGAGCUGUGAGGGUAUUCCAGUGUGCCUUUCCUUGGACCUUAAAAAAAAUUAUGAAUUAUUAUACUUGGCCGAGCAGUUUGCAGGAGUUGUCUUAUAUCUGAAAUUUCGAUUGCCAGAAGUCACCAGAUUUUCAGCUGAAUUUGAUUUUCGGACAUACGAUUCAGAGGGCAUCAUACUGUAUGCAGAAUCUCUUGACCACUCAAACUGGCUCUUGAUUGCACUGCGGGAUGGAAAGAUUGAAGUUCAGUUUAAGAACGAAUUUUCGACCCAAAUCACAACUGGAGGCAAUGUUAUUAACAAUGGUAUAUGGAAUAUGGUGUCUGUGGAAGAAUUAGAUGACAGUGUUAGCAUUAAAAUAGCUAAAGAAGCCAUGAUGAACAUAAAUAAACUUGGGAGCCUUUUUAAACCUACAGAUGGAUUUCUGGACACCAAAAUAUACUUUGCAGGAUUACCCCGGCAAGUUGAAAGUGCACUCAUUAAACCGAUCAAUCCUCGCCUGGAUGGAUGUAUACGAGGCUGGAAUUUGAUGAAACAAGGAGCUUUAGGUGCAAAGGAAAUUAUUCAAGGAAAACAAAAUAAGCAUUGCUUCAUCACGGUGGAGAAGGGAUCCUACUACCCUGGUUCUGGAAUUGCUCAGUUCAGCAUAGAUUACAAUAAUGUAACCAAUGCAGAGGGUUGGCAAAUAAACAUGACCUUGAAUAUUCGCCCAUCCACUGGCACUGGAGUUAUGCUUGCUUUGGUUUCUGGAAACACAGUACCUUUUGCCUUGUCCUUGGUGGACUCCAUCUCUGGAAACUCUCAGGACAUUCUGGUAUUUGCUGGAAAUUCAGAGGUGGCUCGAAUAGAGGCCCUAACCCUGUGCUCUGACCAGCAAUCUCAACUGAAAUGUAACGUUAACAGAAAUGGACUGGAGCUGUGGACCCCACUGAGAAAAGAUGCUGUUUACGCUAAAGAUCUUCAAAGGCAACUUGAUGUCCUAGACAGAGCAAUGAAAGGGACUGUGGCCACUUACCUGGGUGGCAUUCCAGACAUUCCCUUCAGUGCCACCCCAGUGAAUGCCUUUUACAGAGGCUGCAUGGAAGUGAACGUCAACGGUGUGCAGCUAGACCUGGACGAAGCCGUUUCGAAACACAAUGACAUUAGCGCUCACUCGUGUCCAUCAGUUAGGAAAAUCCAGAAGAACUUCUAAAGUGUGUUUUCCACGCCUAUAAUACUUCUUUUCUUGUUGUAGUUAAGCUCCUGUUUGUCUCGCCAUCUGACAGGUAUUACCUGCAACGUGCAAUGUUUGAAUAUUAUGUGGUACUUUAUCCUUCAGAUUUUUGUUAUAUAAAUCACAUUUUUGAAAAGUCUUGCUCCCAUUGCUGUCUAGAAAUUAAAUAAUGGAACACACAGGAAAUUUAAGUUUCAAUGCAUUUGCUAUAAAUGAUACUGCUUUCGAUUUUUUUUCAGUUUUAAAAGUAAGAUUCAGCAUCAUUGAACUAGUAUUUAAAUAUCUAUUUUUUCCUCAGAAGAUGAAUCAGUUAAACCCAAACAAAAGCUCGUGUGACUAAAUGUUAACAGUUGCAGAUAGAUGCUGUAAUUUUGCUGUUGUGUUUUGCCUACAAAAGUG